CAAACUGCGUAGUUUACCUUGCAAGGUGAGACCCUGUUAUGUAAUAUCUAGGCUCAGAAUGGCAUACUGGUCAAUGACCUUCAUGUGAUUGACAUUGUUGACUGGCUGGGAAUGUGCUGAAACCUGUCCAGCACCUCAUCUGUCAGCUGGGUCUGCUGAAUUGGAAGCAUAGAGUGUCUUCUACAUUUGUGCCAGACUGAUUGUCUAGAUUGCUUAAGGGCACAUGGCAUUCUAGAUAAGGUCACUGUCUGCUGUCAGACAUUACUGUGACUGAGGCAUUAUUGAUCAGCGUACCCAAAACUGUAGCAGGAUGAAAUAUUGUUUUGUUUUGGUGAAACAUGUGGAGGCCUUGAUCAGACACUGGAGCUAGACCCAAGGAAUCAUGGAUAUAAAGGGCUUAAAGGGAAAAAGAAAAAAGAAGAAGAAUUUGUGCCCUAAUCCGCUGUUUGUCCAGUGGCUGACAGAGUGGAGAGAUGAAGCUGCUGAGAAGGGAAUGAAGAGCCAGUAUUGUUACAGAAAAGCACUAGCAAGUCUGAAGAAAUACCCUCUGGUGUUUACAUCUGGUAAAGAAUGCAAGGUUUUGGAGAAUUUUGGUGACAAGAUUUGUAAGAUGCUUGAUGCAAGACUGGCCAAGCACAUUUCUGAGCAUGGAGAUGUAGAUGACAUCGCCCCACCCCCACACAAACCUGCCAAGUGUGUCCCUACGCGAGAUGUUACCGGAUCACCUUGCCCUGCCUCUGUCAUUCAAGCUGCACCCACGUCUUUAAAUAUUCACAGCCUCAGUGACAGUGAUGAGGACCCCAGCCCUUUGCAGCCAAGGUCACAGAGACAGUCGAGUGGAGAGUAUAUCCCUGCCUAUAGGUCUGGGCCUUAUGCCAUUCUGCUUACCCUCUACAGCAGCUAUCAGAGAGGUAAUGGGAGGGGUUAUAUGACCAGGGCUGACUUAACCAGAGAAGCUCAGCAUCUAGCAGACAAAUCCUUCACAGUGCCUGACCCUGGGUGCAGAUACACAGCCUGGUCCUCCAUGGGCACACUGAUACGUAAGGGCCUGGUGAUCAAAGAGAGCAGUCCUGCCAGAUACACAGCCUGGUCCUCCAUGGGGACACUGAUACGUAAGGGCCUGGUGAUCAAAGAGAGCAGUCCUGCCAGAUACACAGCCUGGUCCUCCUUGGGCACACUGAUACGUAAGGGCCUGGUGAUCAAAGAGAGCAGUCCUGCCAGAUACACAGCCUGGUCCUCCAUGGGCACACUGAUACGUAAGGGCCUGGUGAUCAAAGAGAGCAGUCCUGUCAGAUACACAGCCUGGUCCUCCUUGGGCACACUGAUACUGAUCUGUCCUGGGUGCAGAUACACAGCCUGGUCCUCCAUGGGCACACUGAUACGUAAGGGCCUGGUGAUCAAAGAGAGUAGUCCUGCCAGGUAUUUCUUGACUCAGAAUGGUUGUGACCUAGCCCACAAGCUGAGUGAGGUCAAUGACGCAGGUACUGCCUUCAAGGCACCUCUGUCUCCAGCUGUUGUGCCAUCUGACCUAGCCCACAGUCUGCGUGAGGUCAGUGAGGCAGCUGUUGUGCCAUCUGGCCUUUCCCUGUCCCCAUCAUUCACAGGCCCUGUAACAUCUGGACAUGAGACUUUUACUGCAGAGUCAGAUUUGCCCAGAUUACCCAGUUUGUCAGGGGAGACAAGUAGUGCUCUGCAAAACUGGGCUGCUGACAGGUUUCAGUACUGGUAUGUCACAGAAUCUGGGUCAAAGACUGUGGAUAAGAACAAAGCCGCCGUGACUGUUAAUGACUCAAUUGGAAUUGGCUUCUUGAUCACCUGCAACUAUCAAGACCUUAUUAAAUCUGGCAAAAAGUAUAAAUUGGACAUAUCGAGGCCACUCAACGAUGACAACAUCUUUGCUUACCUGGAAGACUCGGCUGCCAAGGAUUUUGCCAAUACUCCUCCAGAGAUUGCUCAUAGUAGAACUCCUGAGCCCAGUACAGUUGUACCGGAGCCCAGUACAGUUGUACCUGAGAAAAGGAAAGUCUGUCAGAAGGACAUUUCCAAGACUGAUAACAAGUUCUCCAAAAACACAGAAAACACAUACCUAACAACGGCCAAGUUAGCCUUAGUAGGACCUGUGGCAGAGGCUAGGGGAUCAUCUUUAUCAGAGAGAUUAGGUCUGGGGGUCAAGCCUUCCCCACACACAGGAACAGCAUCAGUAGCCUUCCCCUGCCCAAUGGAGGGGAGUGCCCUGACUCAUUCCUCACCAACCUUUAGCUUAGAGCCGGGUACUUUUGAUAUCUUGUUGUGUGUGGACAAUCAAGAGUUUUAUGGCAAAACCACAAGUGGUGGGAAGACGUUGUUGGCAGAUUUGCUGAAGAAUGGCGUUAACUGUGAAGUGAGGAAGCUACAUGUUGGAGACUUUGCCUGGGUGGCACGGGAAAGAGCACCCCGCAGAUCAGGACAGUUAAAGCAGCCUGAGGCCAGGGAACUUGUCCUGGACCACAUCAUUGAGAGGAAGAGAAUGGACGAUCUCGUCAGCAGCUGUAUUGAUGGUCGAUUCAAGGAGCAAAAGUUUCGCCUGAAGCGCUGUGGUUUGCGAUGUCCCAUGUACCUGAUAGAAGACUAUGGUUCAGUACAGAACUUCAGCAUGCCAGAGGACAGGCUCAGGCAGACAAUAGCCAACACACAGAUUGUUGAUGGGUUCCAGGUGAAGAGGACGGGAGACAACAAAGAGUCUGUGGCUUUCCUCACCCUAAUGACGCGCUACCUUCAGUCACAUUAUCAGGACAAGACCCUGGAUGCUUUUCCUGCUGACAUUCUACCUGACAUAUCAGGACCUUACAACAUCAAAGACCCGCACCAACGUCUGAUGGAGUUCAAGGAGUUCAAUGAAGCCAGUGUCAAGACAAAGAAUCUGUCCAUACGAGAGAUGUUUGGUAAACAAAUUAUACAGAUGUAUCGUUUGUCAGCAGAGGGUGCAAAGGGCAUCCUAGACCUGUACCCCACACCCUCCAGUUUGAUAGCAGCAUAUAAUGCUUGUUGCACAGAAAAGGAAAAGGAAGAAUUGUUGAGUAAAAUCAAAACUGGGAAAGCUGGGAGGGGCCUGGGCAUGGCAGUCAGUAGACAGUUUUAUAACCUCUACUGUACCAACCGACCUUUGACAUGAGGGGGGACAUCUGUUAUGGUUUUUACCAAAGAUACCACAACCAAGAUACAAGUUGAUACAGGAUAAUACAGGAUGUAUUUUAUGUCUCAGUGCGUGAAUGAUGUGAGCUGUUGUACAAGGCACAAGAUGACUGUGAUGAGAGAAGCAGUGAACAAAUUUUGGACAGUGGUCUAUUCCACCCUCGGCAGUGUUGACAGUAGUGUGCAGAAUGCAGUGGCAUGGUUCGAGUGGUCGGGCAACCUAUAGACACUUGUGAUGAACUCGCUUGUCAGUGAUUUAUCAAGCUGAAUUCAGCUAGCUUCUCUGGAGGAACAGGAGAAUUGUUGCAAACAUACCAUACCUUCUUCCAGUGCCACCUUCUUGCCUUUAUUUGAUUUAAGUAAAUGAUAUUAAGUGACGUUUGCCUCUGGUGUACUCCUCCUCGGAAGCUGUUCUAUGAAGUGUCAUUGAAAAUAACUAAUGGGCAAAGAUCAAUUGAUAUAAUCAUAUGGAUGUUAAUACAGUGGACAAACGUCCUAAAAAAAUAUUUCCUGCCCAAGAACCCAUUCUGAGAGAAAUGUUAUUGUUCUGGAUCUGAUUGCACAAAGCCAUUACCAGUACUGAGUCUGAUUGCACAACGCCAUUACUGGUACUGACUCUGAUUCCACAAAGCCAUUACCAGUACUGAGUCUGAUUCCACAACGCCAUUACCGGUACUGACUCUGAUUGCACAAAGCCAUUACCGAUACUGACUCUGAUUCCACAACGCCAUUACCGGUACUGACUCUGAUUCCACAACGCCAUUACUGGUACUGACUCUGAUUCCACAAAGCCUUUGUAAAUCUUGACUUUAUUCAGAAAUUGCUUUGUGGAAUCAGCUUCUGAUCCCUUGGAGUCGUAGAGCCCUCAACAGAAUCUAUUUUGGACUUUUGGGUUAUUUUUCUUCCCACAAAAAAGCCUCAAUAUGAUGGAUGGAGUGUUAUGGUCAUCAUGGACCUCAAGUGUUUCAGAAGUUGCCAACUGCAAUGUUAACAUUGUUUUGUUCUACAAGUUGGUGGUGUGAAUCCUGGUAAAUUCAUUUAACAUAGGUGCUAUUGUUUAUUGGGACACUUGCUAACUUAGUUAUGACUGAAGCAAAUGAAUUGAAUUAUGUUACUGCAUGUAUGAUGUAUGAUCUAUGCACGUUGAGUGUUGUUAACUGUGAUGCCAUCUGUGCAUUCUCACAACAAAGUAAUUCAUACCAUCAACAUAUAGCCGUCCUUCUUCAUUCUAUACGAUAAGAAUGAAUUUUCUGCAAAAUUUAACUACAUGUUCUUCACAUUUCUUUUUGACAUGUUGCAUGUACACCAUAAAAAAUCCAAGAAUUGGGGAAAAACAGGAAAAAAAUGUGUAAAUUUUUAUGUGUGCCCAUCCUUAGUAAAAAAUAAUUUCACAAAUCAUAUCUGUUCUUGUCUUGUGGAUGAUGUAAGCUCUUUACUAAUAAUCUAGACUGACUUCAGUGAUUUACCGGUACCUCAACUGAAAUUCUGUUGGUUCUGAAAACUACAAAGGUUGGGCAGAACUAAAGAUGUUAUUAUUUACUCAUGAAGGUCUGAUGUUAGCUAUGUGAGAAUAUUAGCUGCAUGAUCUUAGCAUGUUAUGGUACCAAUAUGAUGUAUUCAGUGUAACACCCUAUAUACAAAAAAUUCUGUUUGACCAUAUGAAGUUUGGUUAAACGAAUGGUAAAACAGAAUGUGAAACGAAACAUGUAGCCUCGGACAUGCAGUCUGCAAGGUUCUGUGACUGUCUCCAAUUCCACAAAUGUCUGUUGACUCCACGGCUGUCUCUUAUUCCACAGUUAUCUCUGACUCCACAACUAUUCCUUAACUCUAUAUCUGUCUCUUGACUCCACAACUGUCUCAUUCCACCAGUGCCUCUGACUUCACAUC
Molecule: messenger RNA, 5058 nt
Organism: Liolophura sinensis
Lineage: Eukaryota; Metazoa; Mollusca; Polyplacophora; Chitonida; Chitonidae
Product: crossover junction endonuclease MUS81-like
Exons: 26
Coding region: 383-3151 (922 amino acids)
Biological process (GO): double-strand break repair via break-induced replication; DNA catabolic process; resolution of meiotic recombination intermediates
Cellular component (GO): Holliday junction resolvase complex; nucleus
Molecular function (GO): DNA binding; crossover junction DNA endonuclease activity; 3'-flap endonuclease activity
Source: RefSeq, a predicted model, not a curated record